Messenger RNA from Tauraco erythrolophus (red-crested turaco), 2085 nucleotides. Lineage: Eukaryota; Metazoa; Chordata; Aves; Musophagiformes; Musophagidae. The record is from RefSeq and is a predicted model, not a curated record.
AGCUGCAGCUCUGGAACAGUUCAAGUCUCUUGGUGCUGAGCCUUUGGAAGUAGACAUAAAGGAAUCUGGAGAAGGACAAGGUGGUUAUGCUAAAGAGAUGUCCAAAGAAUUUAUUGACGCUGAGAUGAAACUCUUUGCCAAGCAAUGCCAAGACGUUGAUAUUAUCAUCACUACAGCGCUUAUUCCAGGCAAAAAAGCUCCCAUCUUGUUUAAGAAAGAUAUGAUUGAAUCAAUGAAGGAAGGUUCAGUUGUUGUGGAUUUAGCUGCAGAAGCAGGGGGAAACAUUGAGACUACAAAGCCUGGAGAAAUGUAUGUUCAUAAGGGUGUUACACAUAUUGGCUACACAGAUCUGCCUAGCAGAAUGGCUACUCAGGCCAGUACUCUGUAUUCCAAUAAUAUUAUCAAACUCCUGAAGGCUAUCAGUCCUGACAAAGAGAACUUCUAUUUUGAUCCAAAAGACGAAUUUGAUUACGGGACUCUGGAUCAUGUUAUUAGAGGAACUGUAGUGAUGAAGGAUGGCAAGGUGAUUUUUCCAGCACCUCCACCAAAUAACAUUCCUCAAGGAGCCCCUGUGAAGCAGAAGACUGUAGCAGAGCUGGAAGCGGAAAAAGCAGCUACUAUUACACCUUUUAGAAAAACUAUGACUAGUGCGUCUGUAUACACAGCAGGUUUAGCUGGCAUGUUAGGACUGGGCAUUGUAGCUCCUAAUACUGCUUUCACUCAAAUGGUGACGACAUUUGGCCUAGCUGGAAUAGUGGGGUACCAUACAGUAUGGGGUGUGACUCCUGCUCUUCACUCUCCACUCAUGUCAGUGACUAAUGCUAUCUCAGGACUAACUGCUGUUGGUGGGCUGGUGUUGAUGGGAGGAAACUAUCUCCCUGAAAACACUCCUGAAAGUCUAGCAGUGCUUUCGGCCUUCAUCUCUUCAGUCAAUAUUGCAGGUGGGUUUCUAGUUACACAGAGAAUGCUGGAUAUGUUCAAACGUCCCACAGAUCCUCCUGAGUACAACUACUUGUACCUACUUCCUGGUGGUGUGUUUGUAGGAGGCUAUGUAGCUGCUCUCAACGGUGGCUAUAAUAUCGAACAGGUGAUGUAUCUAGGCUCAGGCUUAUGCUGUGUGGGUGCCCUGGCUGGCCUGUCCACCCAAGGAACAGCUCGUCUUGGAAAUGCUUUGGGUAUGAUUGGUGUUGCCGGAGGUUUAGCAGCAACUCUUGGAGGCCUUAAACCCUCACCUGAAUUGUUGGCGCAGAUGUCAGGUGCCAUGGCGCUUGGUGGCACCAUAGGUUUGACGAUUGCUAAACGCAUCCAGAUUACAGAUCUGCCUCAGCUAGUGGCGGGGUUUCUGGCUGCUGUGCUCACGUGUGUAGCAGAAUACAUGAUUGAAUAUCCUCACUUCGCUGCUGAUCCAGCUGCAAACCUCACCAAGAUUGUGGCAUACCUUGGCACGUACAUUGGUGGCGUGACUUUCAGUGGCUCUCUUGUUGCUUAUGGAAAACUGCAAGGUAUCCUGAAUUCUGCACCACUGCUCUUGCCUGGUCGACAUGCAUUGAAUGCAGGAUUGCUUGCUGCCAGCGUUGGCGGGAUGGUUCCGUACAUGAUCGAUCCUAGUUACACUACAGGAAUUACUUGCUUAGGUUCUGUAUCAGCUCUCUCAGCCAUAAUGGGUGUCACUUUAACAGCAGCUAUUGGAGGUGCUGACAUGCCUGUAGUUAUUACUGUCCUGAACAGUUACUCUGGAUGGGCUUUGUGUGCUGAGGGCUUCCUACUGAACAACAACUUGCUGACCAUUGUUGGUGCUCUCAUUGGCUCCUCCGGGGCCAUCCUCUCUUACAUCAUGUGUGUGGCUAUGAACCGUUCCCUUGCAAAUGUGAUUCUAGGGGGCUAUGGCACCACUUCAACAGCUGGUGGGAAGCCCAUGGAAAUUACUGGAACCCACACAGAAAUCAAUGUGGACAAUGCAAUUGAAAUGAUAAAAGAAGCCAAUAAUAUUAUUAUUACUCCAGGUUACGGUUUGUGUGCAGCAAAAGCUCAGUACCCCAUAGCUGAUCUGGUGAAGAUGUUGAGAGAACAAGGGAAAAAUGUCAG